AACUAGUCAAUGAAAAAAAGAAAGUCAAAAGUAAAUAGAAUUGGGAAAAUACAAAAAAGAAUAAUAAAAACAUCAUCAGUGUCGCUUUAGAUUCUCUCCUCUCCCAUGGAUCACUUUUUCUCACCGGAGUACAAUUUCCCGGCGAUCACUCGCUGUAACUUAUCCAACCCACGUCCUAAUCUUCCACCAACGCCACCUCCACCCGAUAUCCACCGCUUCUACAAUGCUCUCUCCCCAUCACCACCAACUGUUCCGGUUUCGCCGGAGAUGGAGUCUAUGGAAGCUGUGGAGGAGAUUCUAAACUACAAAUUCAGGAACAAGAGUCUUCUCAAGGAAGCGCUUACGCACACCUCUUGUCCAGACCAUCCUUCUUACGAGCGGCUUGAGUUCGUAGGCGAUAGUGCUAUUGGUCUAGCCAUCUCCAAUUACUUAUACCUAACGUACCCUAGCCUUGAGCCACACGAGUUGUCUCUCUUGAGAGCAGCUAAUGUUAGUACUGAGAAACUCGCUCGUGUCGCUCUUAAUCAUGGUCUUUAUCGAUUUCUUCGACGCAAUGCUCCUUCCUUAGAUGAAAAGGUUAAAGAGUUCACAGAGGCGGUGGGGAAAGAAGAUGAUCUCUCAGUGGCACAUGGUGGAUUAGUCAAAGCCCCGAAAGUUCUUGCUGACGUAUUGGAGUCUCUAGCUGGAGCUGUUUAUAUUGAUGUCAAUUUUGAUCUAGAAAGACUCUGGGUGAUCUUUAGGGGUCUUUUGGAACCAAUAGUUACACUGGAUGAUUUGGAGAAGCAACCUCAACCUGUGUCUAUGCUUUUUAGAAUAUGUCAUAAGCAUAAGAAGCGAAUCAACAUCAGAUAUCGGAAAGAUGGCAGUAGCAGCAUUGCUGAUAUAUAUAUUGAUGAUGAAUUUUUGGCUUCUGGGAGAGCUGAGAAUAAAGAUAUCGCAAGGCUGAUCGCUGCUAAGGAAGCGUUACGCAAGCUGUCAGAAGUUAUGCCCGUUGAAAUGGUUAUUGAUGAGGAUAGUAUAGGCAUUGAGCUUAAACAUGCGAAAACGAAGUUGAAUGAGAUUUGCUUAAAGAAGAAGUGGCCUAAACCGAUCUACAGCGUUGAGGAAGAGAGAAGCUUGGUACAAGGAAAAUUAUUUGUUUGCUCAGCUAAGAUUAAGAUCCCAACAGAAGGAAAUACAUUAUACAUGAAGGGAGAUGAACAAUCCAAGAUAAAGAAAGCAGAAUGCUCCGCGGCUUACCACAUGAUUACAGCCUUGAGAAAAUCACAUUAUCUCUAAUGGUAUUGUAUCGUUUGUAAAAUUAUAUAGUGAUUUUACCUUGAACCAAAACACCCUGUGACCACUUCUGGUUCAUUCAAAUUGGAUUUUCUUAAUCUUCUUAUAAGGUGACAGUUUAUGACAAGAAGCUGUGUCUUAUGUUUUAGGCAAAUGACUACAUAUGUGUUUUGUUUUUGUUUGGUUUUCUUGCUGUUUUUUUAGUC
Messenger RNA from Capsella rubella, 1481 nucleotides. Its product is annotated as ribonuclease 3-like protein 2. The coding region runs from base 106 to 1278 and encodes 390 amino acids. Lineage: Eukaryota; Viridiplantae; Streptophyta; Magnoliopsida; Brassicales; Brassicaceae. Gene Ontology annotation, biological process: siRNA processing. The record is from RefSeq and is a predicted model, not a curated record. The transcript has 4 exons. Gene Ontology annotation, cellular component: nucleus; cytoplasm. Gene Ontology annotation, molecular function: ribonuclease III activity; RNA binding.